This is a messenger RNA of Galeopterus variegatus (Sunda flying lemur), 1011 nucleotides long. It is a transcript of the gene EXO1, whose product is annotated as exonuclease 1. Gene Ontology annotation, cellular component: nucleus. Gene Ontology annotation, biological process: DNA recombination; mismatch repair. The record is from RefSeq and is a predicted model, not a curated record. Lineage: Eukaryota; Metazoa; Chordata; Mammalia; Dermoptera; Cynocephalidae. The transcript has 7 exons. The annotation marks the transcript as partial. Gene Ontology annotation, molecular function: metal ion binding; 5'-3' DNA exonuclease activity; 5'-flap endonuclease activity.
AGUGAAGUUGAGAAUCUGCCGACUUCUGAAAUUUGAGAACUGCUGAACUAGAGCAUUAGAGCUCUGAGACUGCGUCAAUAGGUUAAUUUGGCACUAUGGGGAUACAUGGAUUGCUACAAUUCAUCAGAGAAGCUUCAGAACCCAUCCAUGUGAGGAAGUACAAAGGACAGGUAGUAGCCGUGGAUACAUAUUGCUGGCUUCACAAAGGAGCUAUUGCUUGUGCUGAAAAACUAGCCAAAGGUGAACCUACUGAUAAAUAUGUAGGAUUUUGUAUGAAAUUUGUAAAUAUGUUACUGUCUCAUGGGAUCAAGCCUAUUCUCGUAUUUGAUGGAUGUACCUUACCAUCUAAAAAGGAAGUAGAGAGGUCUAGAAGAGAAAGACGACAAGCCAAUCUGCUUAAGGGAAAGCAGCUUCUUCGCGAGGGAAAAGUCUCAGAAGCCCGAGAAUGUUUUGCCCGUUCUGUCAAUAUCACACAUGCUAUGGCCCACAAAGUGAUUCAAGUUAUCAAGAAAAUUGGACAUUAUCUCAAGAUGAAUAUAACAGUACCAGAAGAUUACAUCAAAGGAUUUAUUCGAGCCAACAAUACCUUCCUUUAUCAGCUAGUUUUUGAUCCCAUCAGAAGGAAACUUGUCCCUCUGAAUGCCUACGAAGAUGACGUUGAUCCUGAAACACUAAGUUACGCUGGGCAGUAUGUUGAUGAUUCUAUAGCUCUUCAAAUAGCACUUGGAAAUAAAGACAUAAAUACUUUUGAACAGAUCGAUGACUACAAUCCAGACACUGCUACGCCUGCCCGGUCAAGAAGUCAUAGUUGGAAUGACAAAACAUGUCAAAAGUCACCUAAUGCUAACAGCAUUUGGCACAGGAAUUACUGCCCUAGACGUGAGUUAGAUAUUGUUUCAGAUGCUGCACAACUGAAGGAAAAUCCCAAAACUGUGGGCACUGAACAAGUGAUUAGUACUAAAGGGUUAAAUCUUGCAAGGAAGUUAUCCGUUGUGAAAAGACCAAGAAGUG